AUGUUUGUCAGAGAUAUCAAGCGCUUGCUGUUCCUGACAGUACCUAUUAUCAUUCUUCUCUACACAAUCAUCACCUUUUAUACGCGGUCCAAAGGAACAGAAUGGAUUCCGCCCAUCAUCGACAAAUUCAAUGCGGGCCAUGGGGAAGGCAAUGCCGAUUUAAACAAUGAACAUGAGGCCCAGGCGCCAAUAGGCCUUGGAAACAAUAGUUCUGCUCUCCCCAAUAUUCAAGUUACUCACCAGGAAAUCUUCUCAAUCUCCACCAUGGACAAAAAGUACUUUGCCAUUGACUUUGGUGAAGGGCACAAGGGAAUGAACCCAAACAUCAUUCCUCAUCCCACGCUGGGAGAUACGUGGAUCGUGGUAGCCCAGCUGGCACGGGGAGCAGAUGAACAAAGCGUUUACUUCACAGAACUCAUGUGUCAUGCUACUUUCCAGUUUGGAGUCCUGCGGUGCCUUGAGCCUCCGACAGCACUGCCCGUUCAGCCAACAGAAGGCGGGAUAUGUGAAGGCAAAUUAGAUUACUUCUCUGCCAACAUCGGCCCUCACGAUGCCCGCGUUCUUUACGGGCCGGAAUCUCCGUACAUUGUUUACGGGUCGAAUUCCCAGUUCACUUGCUUUGGCCAAUUUAUUCAGGACUUUCGCGAACUUGUGGACUGGACCGGCCAGUGGGGUGGCUCAAAGGCUUUCCUCAGAGGUACAGAGCUACAGCGACCUCUACCAUGGAAUGCUGUCGAGAAGAACUGGUUCCCUUUCUGGGAUACCGCCGGCCAGAUGUAUAUUCACCACGAUGUCGCACCAAAACGAGUCUUUGCUCGAGUUCUCUCGGAUGGCUCAGCCAGUGUCAACCUGGCAUUGCUCACCGAAGAACAAGAUAACAAGUGUCUGGAGAAAUAUUUACCCAAAACAAUCUCUGAGAACGAGUCAGUCCACCAAGCAAGCAACUCACUCAAGGUCACCAUGUGCAAGCGGAUAGACGCAAUUUGCAUUGCCGAUAAGUCCAACACCUUUAUCUUCACCAUCUGGCAACACAAGUCCUUUUACAACUGGCACGCAGUCUACGAGCCGUACGUAAUGCUCUUCCAAGAGCAGGCGCCCUUCGCCAUCCAGGCCAUGUCGAAGCGGCCAAUCUGGAUCCACGGCCGCCAGCAGUACCCGGAUCGCCUUACUUCGGAGAUGAUUUAUGUUACGUCGAUUGCUUGGAAGAGCCCUCUUUUGACGUAUCACGGAUAUCUAGAUGAUGAGCUUUUCAUUGGAUUCGGCAUUGAGGAUAAGGCGUCUGGAGCUAUUGACAUUACCGCGGAGGAGUUGUUGGCGGGACUUGGGCUCUGCACUGAGGCAUAA
Trichoderma harzianum CBS 226.95 is the source of this 1344-nucleotide messenger RNA. RefSeq lists its product as hypothetical. The transcript is spliced from 2 exons. Bases 1 to 1344 code for a protein of 447 amino acids. The record is from RefSeq and is a predicted model, not a curated record. Lineage: Eukaryota; Fungi; Ascomycota; Sordariomycetes; Hypocreales; Hypocreaceae.